GCGCUCGGGCUCUCGGCCGCGCUCGCAGAUGCGCACCAUGCGGCGUCGCCUCUCCGUUGCGAGCUCUUCCGCGCGCUGGCCCUGCGCGCCGGCGACCCCGACGCGCAGGUCGCAGAGUGGCUGCAGUGCGGCGCGCCCGUGGGAAUCAGGAGGCCGGUCGUGGCAGGCGGCCUUUUUCCACGUUCGGACCGGCCCCCGGAGGAGGGCGCCGAGCACCUCAUGGGCACAUGCGACUUCAGGGGCAACCACCCCUCCUUCAGCCAGACCUGGGGCGAGAGCGCGCCGCCCGCGACUGCGUUGAUUCAGGCGUACGUCGAGAAGGGAUUCGGGAAGGACUUCCCCGCGCGCGAGGACGCGGGGCGCUUCUUCGGCGCCCAGUGCUUCCCAGCCCCGCUGGGCGACGUCAGCAAGCUUAGGGGGCGGACCGUGCUGCCUCGUGCCAUCGAGCACGGCGUGGACCUUGCUGAUAUGGCCGCUCGCGGCCCCCACAUUUUCGUGCUCGUCCUGGACUUGGAGGACGCCUUCAUGACCGCCCCUCCCCACUUUGACGAGCAGCCCUUCAACUGCGCGGAGGUCCCCGGCGUAGGCUUCAUCGUCUGGCAGGUUCUCGGGUUCGGGGGGAAGGCCAACCCCCUCGUCUUCGGCCGCGUGGGGUCCUUCGCAGCUCGUUACGGUCAGGCGUUGUUGGGCCCUGCCCGGUCUCGGCUCCAGCUCUACGUGGAUGACCCCGCGGUCGUCGUCGCCGGGGAGUUGGAGGAGCUCCACGGCGAAACGGACCUCCUGCUCACCUUCUGGUUGUCGCUCGGGUUCCGCCUCUCUUGGAAGAAGGGCGCCUCCGUCCAGGCAGUCCGCACUGGGGGCGCGAGCGUGCUCGAACCCGUGCGGGCCGGGCCCAUCGACGAGCAGGGCGCGCUCAAGCAUGAGUGGAUGGGGAUGCUGUUCGCGCUUCGCGGGCAGGUGGCCCUCAUGGGUCUGGCGAGCGACUACGUGGGCUCUACGCGCGAGGCUUUGGCGCCGUUCUUGCGCCGCUCGGGCGCGGCCACCGUGGCGCAGGCGCGCUCCGCCAUCGGGAAGGCUGCCCGCGUGGCCCAAAUUGUCCCCGCAGCCGCGCCUUUUGUUGCCUCCCUGUGGGCCGCGCUCGCAGGGGCGCAGCGGGCGGCGGCGGACGGCAGGGCCGAAGCGCCUCCGGGCAGCGUGGCGGUCGUGCGCUUCUUCGCGGCCGCGGCGUGGAUGGAUGCUCUGCUCCGUCCACUCCCAAGUCCGGAAUCAGAGGUGCUCUUCCCGCUGUGUCGCCGCGUUCGCCCUCGCGGAGCCGCUCCAGCGACGCGGAUUUCUCAGUACAGGGUCGAGUUCGACGCCUCCCCUUGGGGGGGUGGCGCCCUCAUGGCCAAGGGCGACUGCUUCUGCGAGCACUUCUUGAUCGUGUGGAACGACGCUUUGUUCCAGAGGUUCGGGGCCAUUCGCGGCAAUCCCAAGUGGCAGUCCUUGUGGGAGAUUGUGACGCUGCUGUUGGCCCUCAUGGUCUGGGGGGACUACGCGGUUGAUUGCUGCCUCAUGGUGCUCGGGGAUAACGUGUCCGCGCUCCAGGACGCGCUCAGUUUAAAGGGCAAGGGCGACAUGAAUCAC
Messenger RNA from Prorocentrum cordatum, 1626 nucleotides. Lineage: Eukaryota; Dinophyceae; Prorocentrales; Prorocentraceae. The record is from the annotation of a GenBank genome assembly.